AUGGGAGAUGCACCAGCAGUUGCGUCUCAAGCAACUACAGAGGAACCAUCAAUAAAAUUUUUAACCUUUAAUACCUGGGGUCUCAAAUAUGUUUCCAAGCACCGAAAGCAAAGAUUAAACAGUAUUGCUGAUAGAUUGGCAACUGAUAAAAAAUAUCAGUUUGAUAUCAUUGCCUUGCAAGAAGUCUGGUGUGAAGAAGAUUGGGAAUAUUUUAAGUCAAAAUUGUCUAAUAUUUUUCCAUACACCAGGUAUUUCAGCUCUGGUAUAAUAGCGGGUCCUGGUUUGGCAAUAUUAUCCAAGAUCCCUAUUGAAUCUACUUUCCUUUAUCGGUUCCCUAUCAAUGGCAGACCUAGUGCGUUCUUUAGAGGUGACUGGUUUGUUGGAAAAAGUAUAUCGGUUACCAUAUUGAAAAAAUCAAAAUUAAAUAGCAUGCCUAUCGCUGUUUUGAAUAGCCAUAUGCAUGCACCAUAUAGUGCUACUGGUGACGCUGCUUACGAUUGCCAUCGAGCCUGUCAGGCUUGGGAUUUUGCCAAAUUAUCGAAAAUGUUAAGCAAGGCAGGAUACGCCGUCAUCGUAGUUGGAGAUUUGAAUUCAAAGCCCGGAUCCCUACCAUUUAAUCUUAUUACCAAAGAAUCAGGUUUGCAUGACUCUUGGGAUGUUUUGAUCAAAAAUAGAAGCCUGAUUACUGGCGAAGAAGUUCUUUCAGAUUUGCAAAUUUCCCAAUUAAACCCAGAGCAACAAAUUGAUAGGGCAGCGACUACGUGUGAUUCGGUUUUGAACUCCUGGAGAGCCCAUUUACCUAGCACGAAAGCUUGCAGAUUAGAUUACAUUUUGAUUAACACUUGUCUAGAACCCAUUGAAGCAGAAGUCAAAUUCACUGAAAAAAUUCCAGACAUUGGGAGCUAUUCUGAUCAUUUUGCAUAUUACUGCCAAUUAAAAAUCAGUGAUUCUGCAGCUCAAAAAAAUAUCGAAAUGGAACUGAAGAAUUCUCUUUUCUCCAGAAUUGAAAAUAUUGAAAAGCUAAGGGCUUUGAUCUCCUCCUAUGAAAAGGAGACCAUAUUAUCUUGGAAGCAAUUGAAAUGGAGGGCUCUUCACGUUAUUUUUUCGUUGAUAAUCAUAAUCGGCUUCCAUAUUAUGGUACCUUUUACAAGUCUGCUAGCUAGCUGGUCUUCUGUUUUGAUUGUAUUUGGGACGUUUGUGGUUUCGGUUCUUGCCACUACUAACUUUUUCAUCGUCGCUCUUUUCUUGCCAAAGGAGUGGAGAGCUUUAGAGGAAGUUAAAAUGGAGGCAGGCGAUAUGGAAUUAAGUUUAAAAGAGACAAUCGAGGAAAUUACCAUUGGCUCCAAAUAG
This is a messenger RNA of Saccharomycopsis crataegensis, 1350 nucleotides long. It is a transcript of the gene ISC1, whose product is annotated as inositol phosphosphingolipid phospholipase. The transcript has a single exon. The coding region runs from base 1 to 1350 and encodes 449 amino acids. Gene Ontology annotation, molecular function: sphingomyelin phosphodiesterase activity. The record is from RefSeq and is a predicted model, not a curated record. Lineage: Eukaryota; Fungi; Ascomycota; Saccharomycetes; Ascoideales; Saccharomycopsidaceae.